AUGGGGAAGAGACACAAAUGCACUGCACAUGAUUCUACCAUUCAUAUUUUUCUUUUGAACAAUUAUUACCAGGAUAUUGAGAUGAACAACAGAAAAAUCGAAAUGCAUAGAGGUAAUGGAGUUUUUGAUUCUUGUAAAUGGAAGGAUUUGAAAGUUGGAGACAUAGUGAAGGUGCAGAAGGAUGAAUUUUUCCCUGCUGAUCUUAUCUUGCUUUCAUCAAAUUAUGAAGAAGCAAUUUGCUAUGUUGAGACCACGAAUCUUGAUGGAGAGACCAAUUUGAAACUAAAACAAGCAUUAGAUGCAACUUUUACCCUGCACGAAGACUCUAGCUUCCAAGACUUCAAGGCUGUGAUUAGAUGUGAGGACCCAAAUGCAAAUUUGUACACAUUUGUUGGCAGUUUGGAGCUAGGAGAGCAUAGUUACCCGCUUACACCUCAGCAUCUUCUGCUUAGGGAUUCAAAGUUGCGAAACACAGAUUAUAUUUAUGGUGUGGUAAUCUUUACUGGUCAUGAUACAAAGGUCAUUCAAAAUUCAACAGCACCGCCUUCAAAGAGAAGCAAGAUUGAAAGGAGGAUGGAUAAGAUUGUCUACUUUUUGUUUUUUAUAGUAGUCUCUAUGUCCAUUAUUGGAUCAAUUUUCUUUGGGAUUGACACAAGGGAAGAUAUGGAGAACGGAAGGAUGACAAGAUGGUAUCUUAGACCAGAUGCCACUACGACGUCCUAUGAUCCAAAGAGAGCAACAAUUGCAUCAAUGUUGCAAUUUUUGACUGCACUCAUGCUGUAUUCAUAUUUAAUUCCAAUUUCCUUGUAUGUCUCCAUAGAAAUUGUUAAAGUUCUUCAGAGCAUAUUCAUCAACCAAGAUUUGCAUAUGUACCAUCAAGAAACUGACACGCCAGCAAGGGCCCGUACGUCAAACUUGAACGAAGAACUUGGUCAUGUUGACACAAUACUCUCGGACAAAACUGGAACUUUGACUUGUAAUUCAAUGGAAUUUAUAAAGUGUUCAGUGGCUGGGACAUCUUAUGGCUGUGGAGUGACCGAAGUUGAGCAAGCUCUGGCCUGGAAAAAAGGUUCACCUUUAAUUCAAGAGGUGACAGCAGAACAGGGCCUUGCUGUAGAGGCUACAGAAGAAAAAACUAAAGGAUUUAACUUUGUGGAUGAGAGAAUUGUCAAUGGUAAUUGGGUUAAGAAACCCCGUGCAGAUGUAAUCCAGAAGUUUCUACAAUUACUGGCUAUCUGCCACACAGCAUUACCCGAAGUUGAUGACGAAACUGGAAUAAUUUCGUAUGAAGCUGAAUCACCAGAUGAGGCAGCUUUUGUAAUUGCAGCAAGAGAGCUUGGGUUUGAAUUUUUUGAGAGAACUCAAACAAGCAUUUCUCUACAUGAGUUAGAUCCGGUCUCUGGUCAGAAACUAAAAAGAUCUUAUAAGCUUCUGAAUAUCUUGGAAUUUAGUAGCUCAAGAAAGCGGAUGUCUGUGAUUGUAAGAAAUGAGGCAGGAAAGCUUCUACUGCUUUGUAAAGGUGCUGACAGUGUCAUGUUUGAAAGACUUGCAAAUAAUGGAAGACAGUUUGAAGAGGAGACCAAGGAGCAUAUAAGUGAGUAUGCUGAUGCGGGUUUGAGAACGUUGGUACUUGCAUAUCGCGAACUGGGUGAGGAAGAGUACAAUAAGUUUAAUCAGGAAUUCUUGAAGGCCAAGAACUCAGUCAGUGCAGAUCGAGAGGAAAUGGUUGAGGAAGUCGCUGGAAAAAUUGAGAAGGAUUUUGUUCUACUUGGUGCUACAGCUGUUGAGGACAAACUUCAAAAUGGGGUUCCUGCCUGCAUUGAUAAACUUGCGCAAGCUGGAAUUAAAAUAUGGGUGUUGACUGGAGAUAAGAUGGAGACAGCGAUAAACAUUGGCUUUGCUUGUAGUUUGCUUCGACAAGGAAUGAAGCAGAUAAUAAUCAACUCGGAGACACCAGAGAGUAAGGCACUAGAGAAAGUGGAGGACAAGACUGCUGCUGCAAUGGCUUCUAAAGCAAGUGUCAUCCGUCAGAUAACGGAAGGGAGGGCACGACUCUCUGUAUCAAAUGAAAGCUCUGAGGCAUUGGCUUUGAUUAUUGAUGGGAAAUCUCUCACCUACGCCUUACAAGAUGAUGUCAAGGACAUGUUCUUGGAGCUUGCUGUAGGGUGCGCAUCUGUCAUUUGCUGCCGCUCAUCUCCUAAACAGAAAGCACUUGUCACAAGACUUGUUAAAACCAAAACAGGUAGCACAAUUUUGGCGAUUGGUGAUGGGGCAAACGACGUGGGUAUGCUUCAAGAAGCAGACAUUGGAGUUGGUAUUAGUGGUGUGGAAGGAAUGCAGGCUGUCAUGUCAAGCGACAUUUCAAUUGCACAGUUUCGAUUUUUGGAGCGAUUGAUACUUGUGCAUGGACAUUGGUGUUAUAGAAGGAUAACAUCCAUGAUAUGUUAUUUCUUCUACAAGAACAUUGCAUUUGGUUUCACUCUCUUCUUUUUCGAGAUGUAUGCAUCGUUCUCCGGGCAAGCUUUAUAUAAUGACUGGUUUCUAUCACUUUAUAACGUAUUUUUCACAUCGCUUCCUGUGAUUGCUCUCGGAGUGUUUGACCAAGAUGUCUCCACUCGAUACUGUCUGAAGUUCCCGUUGUUAUAUCAAGAAGGUGUACAGAAUGUUCUAUUCAGCUGGAAACGUAUCUUUGGCUGGGCAUUCAAUGGUGUAUUAACUGCUACCAUUAUCUUCUUCUUCUGCAUAUUUGCAAUGGAGAGCCAAGCUUUUCGAAAAGGCGGGGAAAUUGCAGGCCUAGAGGUUCUUGCAGCCACCAUGUACACAUGUGUCGUAUGGGUCGUGAACUGCCAAAUGGCACUAUCCAUCAGCUAUUUUACCUAUGUCCAGCACCUAUUCAUCUGGGGAGGCAUUAUACUCUGGUAUAUAUUCCUCUUGGCCUAUGGAGCCAUGGAUUCUUCCAUAUCAACAACCGCGUACAAGGUCUUCAUUGAAGCCUGUGCACCCGCACCAUCUUACUGGCUUCUCUGUGUCCUCGUACUAAUCUCCGCACUCCUUCCAUAUUUCAUCUACUCCGCCAUCCAGAUGCGGUUCUUCCCACUUUAUCAUCAGAUGAUACAGUGGAUGAGACUAGAUGGGCAACUGGAUGAUCCUGAGUACUGUCACAUUGUACGCCAGAGAUCCUUGCGGCAUACAACAGUAGGUUACACAGCCCGAUUCGAAGCUAAAUCAAGAAGCCAGAGGUCUGAACAUUAAACAUUCAUCAUACUAUAUAUAUAUAUAUAUAUAUGUAAACAUAUAUUCCUUUGUCUUGUUGUGUAGAUCCAUCUCAGAAAGCUGUAGCUAGGUUGAAAUAGAUGAGUGUAUCUAGAUGUACAUACAUAUUUAUAUACACAAAAAGAAAGUCUUUCAUAUAUUUACUGUGAAGGAAACUUAAGCAGGCAGUGUGUUAGGAGGGUUUUGUAUUUGUUAAGUUGGGGCUUUGAAAUUUUGGUAGGAUUGAGUCAAUAUAGAAUUUUACAAUGAAUUUGUACUCCAUGAUGUAUAAUUAUUAGUAUUUACAGAAAUGGAAUUCCAUUCAUUUGCGUUUC
Carica papaya (papaya) is the source of this 3587-nucleotide messenger RNA. Lineage: Eukaryota; Viridiplantae; Streptophyta; Magnoliopsida; Brassicales; Caricaceae. The record is from RefSeq and is a predicted model, not a curated record.